AUGAUCGAAGACUUUAUGUCCUUUUUCUCGAUCGCGACUGCUACAUUUUUCCAUUUUAGAGAGAUGGGUUUCACAAAGAAGCAAGGUGCCCUUGUUCCGGAGGCAAUGAACCUGAAAGACAUGGGCACAUGGGUCAAUUUCUGUACGGAUGUUCGCAAGAACAGUGCCAAGUAUAAUCCUGGAGACCUUGUUGGGCCUCUUAAACAAUUUGCCGACCCUAUGCUUACUCACAUGAAACGAACUAUGCCUUUGCUUGAUGCUGCAUUGCUGAAACAGUACAUCCAACCAGAUAUGCUCAAGAGCUUUGAAACACAGUUAGAGGCCAGACGAGAAACGAUUGCCUUCCCUUUUCAGCAGCCCCACUCUUAA
Molecule: messenger RNA, 369 nt
Organism: Rhizoctonia solani
Lineage: Eukaryota; Fungi; Basidiomycota; Agaricomycetes; Cantharellales; Ceratobasidiaceae
Exons: 3
Coding region: 1-369 (122 amino acids)
Source: RefSeq, a predicted model, not a curated record